AUUCAAUACACAAUGUCUGCCGGCAAUUGGUGUCUGAUUGAAAGCGAUCCCGGUGUCUUUACUGAGCUGAUCCGUUCGAUCGGCGUCCAAGGCGUCCAAGUCGAAGAGCUCUACUCGCUCGAUGAAGGCAGUCUGAGUGUGCUUCAACCGGUUCAUGGCCUGAUCUUCUUGUUCAAGUGGCAAAAGGACCUCCAGGAGCGCAAAACGGCAGAGAACGCCUCGUCUGUCUUCUUUGCCAAUCAGGUGAUCAACAAUGCUUGCGCAACCCAGGCGAUUCUCAGUAUUCUGCUCAACACACCCGAGCUUAAUCUGGGUGAGGAGCUGACCAAUUUCAAGGCAUUCACCCAAGAUUUUACUCCCGAAUUGCGUGGCCUCGCCAUCAGCAACAGUGAGAAGAUUCGCACUGUUCACAACAGUUUUGCGCGUCCCGAAACCUUUUCGAUCGAAGAAAAGAACGCAACAGACGACGACGAUGUCUUCCACUUUGUUGCGUACAUUCACAAAGACGGUCGUCUCUGGGAGUUGGAUGGCCUCCAAGAGGGUCCAAUUAAUUUGGGCGAGGCCUCUGCUGACGACUGGCUCUUUAGGGCUGCUCCCAUCAUCCAAGCCCGCAUUGAGCGAUACUCGAGCACUGAGAUUCGGUUCAAUCUGAUGGCUGUGGUCGCCGACAAGACCGUCCAGUACACUCAAGAGCUUGCAGCUGUCGACGAACAACGUGCCAUGCUCAUGUCGCAGAUGCAGUCAGAUCAAGUGUCAGGGGAUUUGGCCGCUCUGGAUGCCCGCUCGUCCGAGCUGCAAAUGUUGCUGGCGACCGAGCAAGAAAAGAAUGAGCGUUAUCGAACGGAAAACAUUCGCCGCCGACACAAUUUCGUGCCCUUCAUUGUCAAGCUGCUUCGCUUGCUUGCCGAAAAGCAUCAACUGCAGCCGCUGAUUGCCAAGGCCAAGGAAACGGUAGCUGCAAAGAACAAGGCCAACGCUGAGAGUCGCAAAUGAGUGUUUUGUACAAACACAGUACAUAUCUUUUGAGAAAGCAACCUUCUUCUCCUGCAUUCAUCCUAUUCUCUCACAAGUAGUGACUCCGCCA
Capsaspora owczarzaki ATCC 30864 is the source of this 1084-nucleotide messenger RNA. RefSeq lists its product as hypothetical. Gene Ontology annotation, molecular function: cysteine-type deubiquitinase activity. The transcript has 11 exons. The record is from RefSeq and is a predicted model, not a curated record. NCBI's taxonomy places the organism in Eukaryota, Filasterea, Ministeriida, Capsasporidae. Bases 13 to 993 code for a protein of 326 amino acids. Gene Ontology annotation, biological process: ubiquitin-dependent protein catabolic process; protein deubiquitination. Gene Ontology annotation, cellular component: cytoplasm.